ACUCCGGGGAAAUUUUGAAGCAGACAAAAGUCGCUUUUAAAGAAAAGGUGGAAUUUCAAAGGCCGCUCCCGCUCUUCACCCUCUUCCUUCCUCUUUGCUGAUAAUAACAGUUGGCUCAGUCGAUAUUGCAGAACGGUGAUUUUGUUUGAUAUAGUAGAAGCAAUGGAUUCCUUUGUUAGUUGUCCCUUUUGUCACCUUAGUAUUUCGCAAUCAGAAAUUCAAAGGCAUGCCAAUAGCCACUUUGAGGAGGAGGAGAAGGAAUCGGCUCAAGGAUUUGCCCUUGAAUCAUCAUCAUCAUCGCCCUCUUCUACUCCUUCGGAUGAGAAAGUAUCUUGCUUGGUUGCUUUACAGGUUAGGAGCUCCUUUUACCAUGUCAAAGUAGAUUGUGGUGGUGGUUUGAUGGGCUUGCUGCGCAAGCGUCUGGAAUCAGAUUGUGAUAGUUUUACUAGUUCUAGGGUUUUAUUGUCUGGUUAUGUUGAUCAUUACCAGAGCAUCCCUUCUGAGGAUUCUGGUUGGGGUUGUGGAUGGCGUAACAUCCAAAUGCUUAGUUCUUUCUUACUUUACCAUAGAGAAGAUGUCAAACAGCUUUUGUUUGGUGGGUCUUGUUUUGUUCCUGAGAUUGCUUAUCUUCAAAGAUGGCUUGAAAUUGCUUGGGAUAGAGGUUUUGAUGCCCUAGGUGCUCAUCAUUUCAACCAUUCAGUUUAUGGGUCUAAAAGUUGGAUUGGAGCCACUGAAUGUGCUGCACUCUUUCGUUCUUUUGGCCUCCGGGCUAGGAUUGUUGAUUUUGGUCCUAAGGAAAUGGAAUCUCUUUUUCUUUCUGUUCCUGGUGCCCAAAUUGGAUCUGCAAAUGCAAAAUUGAAGAGAAAAGCCUUGAAGGUCUAUGGGCCCAUGGAUAGGUAUUUGCUAGGUAGACAUCAUGAUUCACAGGAUGUUGGAUCCGUUGUGAAUCACUUGCAUGGUGGAAGCAAUCAAAUUAAAUUUUCAAGCAAGGGGGGUCAUCAGGUUCUCCUUGAUUGGGUGUGGAAUUACUUUUCAGAGGGUUGCUCAACCUCAUCUGCUCACCAUCAUCAUAUCAUUGUUACUGACAGAGCGCCCUUGUACUUCCAACAUGAUGGACACUCAAGAACCAUUGUUGGGAUUGAAGCCAGACAUCAACAGAAUGGCAAACUGCAAUAUAAUCUUUUGAUUUUGGACCCUGGUCAUAGAACAGCAGCUCUGGAAAAAUCACUUAAAGAAAAUCUUGGAUGGAAGAAACUAAUAAAAAGAGGAGUUCAUACACUAAGGAAGCCUCAAUACCAGUUAUGUUAUAUUGAUUCUGGAGUAGCAAGAGGGGAGGAGAUAGAGAAGCUCAAGAUAAUGGAUAGUGACUUUAUUGAACUCUAGAAGAAGAUUUUACAUUAUGCUAUUCGCUUUUAUCCUUUUCUUAUGUAUUUAGAACUCGUCCUUUCUCUUUUGAUGAUGAAUAUGAAUACAUGCUCAUUUGCUUUCCAUUGUA
This is a messenger RNA of Jatropha curcas, 1495 nucleotides long. Its product is annotated as Peptidase C78, ubiquitin fold modifier-specific peptidase 1/ 2. Gene Ontology annotation, molecular function: ubiquitin-like protein peptidase activity. The record is from RefSeq and is a predicted model, not a curated record. NCBI's taxonomy places the organism in Eukaryota, Viridiplantae, Streptophyta, Magnoliopsida, Malpighiales, Euphorbiaceae.